UAUUUAUAGAUUAGUAGCAAAUUGUGUGAUAGCUUGUUAUGAGGAAACCUGAUUGUAAAUAAUCCGUUUUUAAUCUAAUCUGCAGCUAAAUACCAAGAACUAAUGUGCUCUAAUUUUAAGCAUCUUGUUAAUUCUGUGAGCUAGCUAAAAAGGUUGCUCUAGUGAUAAUACUGCUUUGUCUUCCGCUGGCUUCCUAUGAGCUCAAGGUCAUUUGGUCAAAAUGACCAAGGUUAUGCAUCCAGGCUCAGCAGGGGGGGACACGCCUCAAGACAAUGCUAAUAAUCCAGUGCAGUCUCAGCCCCAGCAACAACAUGGAACUCCAAUUCCUCAGACACCUGUUGUCACUUUGGCGUCAGCUUGUAGUGGCGUCACCUCAGCUCCCCAGGAAAGUUUGGCCUCUGAUGCAAGCACCACAGUUUUAACAUCUCAGAGUGAUGAUAAUGGAAGCCCUGCUUCACCAGUUACUGUGCAACCUAGUGGUGCAGGAGAACCAAUUGCUCAAGUACAUGGAGGUGGUGACUCUGAACCAGAAUUCCCAAUUCUGGAGUUAAACAGGCUAGAUGAAAUGAUUAAUAGGCCACGCUGGGUUGUCCCUGUAUUACCAAAGGGAGAGCUAGAGGUGCUACUUGAUGCAGCUAUAAAGCUGAGCAAAGAAGGUUUAGACACAAGAAGUGAAGCAUGCCAAAGAUUUUUUAGAGAAGGUCUUACCAUAUCAUUUACUAAGAUCUUAACAGAUGAAGCUGUUAGUGGUUGGAAAUAUGAAAUCCAUAAAUGUAUUUUGAAAAAUGCAGAAAAAUUAAUAGAAUUGUGUGUUCACAAGUUGUCUCAGGAUUGGUUCCCACUUUUAGAAUUACUUUCUAUGGUGUUGAACCCAACAUGCAAGUUUCAUACAUAUAAUGCUACCCGCCAGUCAGAGUUGUUACAAUCUGGGGCUCAAAUUGCAGAGGAUGCUUUGUAUGCUCGACCACCAGAUCAUAGAACGCCAAAAGGCUGGCUAGUAGAUCUGGUUAAUCGAUUUGGCCAACUGGAUGGAUUUACUAUACUUUUAGACAGAUUUUUGAAAGGGCCUCCUCUCUCUGUUCCUGUUGUUGCUAGUCUCAUAAAACCUUUUGGUUUGUGCAGUGAAGUGCUUACUCCCCACACAGUUGAAAAAUAUUUCAUGCCUAUUGUGGAAGUGGUUCCAAAAUUUCUUGAUAAACUGACUGAUGAGGAGUUGAAGAAGGAGUCAAAGAAUGAAGCGAAGAAUGAUGCAUUGUCAUCAAUUAUCAAAGCACUAAAACAACUUGUAAAUAGAUUGCCAAAUCAGGAAGAAACAACAAAAAACUUGGAGAUUUUUAGGCUCAAAAUGAUUUUGAGGCUGCUUCAAAUAUCUUCAUUUAAUGGUAAAAUGAAUGCAUUGAACGAGGUGAAUAAAGUAAUCACUAAUGUGAGUUUCCAGACAAGUAGUAGACAUUCAAGUGUAGAUGAAGAUGAAUGGCUGACAGCAGACAAAAUGGCUGAGUGGAUUCAACAGAAUAAUGUGUUGAGUAUUGUGUUAAGGGAUAGUUUACAUCAACCCCAGUAUGUGGAGAAACUGGAGAAAAUUCUUCGCUUUAUGAUAAAAGAAAGGGCCCUUACAAUGGAAGAUCUAGACAGGCUAUGGGAUGCACAAUCAGGGAAACACGAUGCUAUUGUGAAAAAUGUUCAUGACCUUUUAGCAAAACUAGCAUGGGACUUUGCUCCAGAGCAACUUGACCAUCUAUUUGAGUGUUUUCAGGGUUCCUGGCAUCAUGCUAGUAAAAAGCAGAGAGAAAAAUUGUUGGAGCUAAUAAGAAGGCUUGCUGAAGAUGAUAAAGAAGGAGUUAUGGCACACAAGGUGCUGACACUGUUAUGGAACCUGGCACACAGUGAUGAUGUCCCUACAGACAUCAUGGAUCAGGCUCUAAGUGCUCACUACAAGAUUCUAGACUACAGCUGCUCGCAGGUACCGGACAGAGAUGCUCAGAAGCUACAAUGGAUCUCAAAGUUUGUAGAAGAGUUGAAAAAUGAUCAAUGGGUUUUACCAGCAUUGAAACAAAUCAAAGAAAUUUGUACACUCUUUCCUGAGGCCCCACAGAACUUUCCUCACACCCAGCGUGGGGCACACAUGUACUACCGCAAUGGUGUUAUUGGCCAGCUGCAGAGCCAGCACUCCAUAGUCAUGUUGGUGUCACAGAAUCUGUCAGCGUACAUGAAUAAGCAGAGGGCAUAUGCCGAAGCACAUCCAAAUGAAGAUCCAGCAACUAUUUUACCUGAUGGUCGAUUUAAUCACAAUAUGCAAGUGGCUGAAAGGCUUAGGUUUCUUAGGUUUCUGCUCAAAGAUGGGCAGUUGUGGCUUUGUGAAGCUCAAGCUGGGCAGAUUUGGAAUUGCCUUGCGGAAAAUGCUAUUUAUUUUUCUGACAGAGAAGCUUGUUUCAAAUGGUUUGCCAAGUUGAUGGGUGAAGAACCUGAUUUAGAUCCAGAGAUUACGAGAGAUUUUUUUGAGAGAAACAUUCUUCAGCUGAAUGCAGAUCUUCUCACAGAGAAUGGAAUGAAUUGUUUUGAGCGUUUCUUUAAACAAGUAAAUCUGAAAGAAAGUAAAUUAAUUGCCAAGAGGCGUGGAGGUUAUCUGAUGGAUGAUAUAGAAUUGAUUGGUUUGGACUAUCUCUGGAAGGUUGUAUUGUGGAGCCCAGAAGAAGUGGCUGAGAAAGCAGUGGCCUUGUUAAAAGACAUUUUUACCAAUCUAGGCCCCCGGCUCCAACAGAAACAAGUAGCUAUUCAUGAAGAUAUGAUAACAUCCUGUAUUGACCGCCUGAAGGCAGCCUAUGAUACUGUCAGCGUUCUGGGUCAAGAUACAGAUGAUGCCAGUAAAGGGAGAGUCCUGCAGGAAACUGCUCGCAUGGUGCGUGUUCUAACUGUAUUGAAGGAGUACCUAGCUGAAUGUGAUGAGGCAUAUAGAGAGGAAAGAACCAUUUUACCACUUAGCAGAACCUGUAGGGGCAAGGUGAUGCUGUUAAAAGUGCGAUUCCCUAGUCAGAAUCGCCAAGGUGAUGACAUAGAGAUCUUGUCUCAUUCAAAUGAAACAGUUGGUCAAGUCAGAAGGCAGAUUCUCCAGAGAGUGAAGGCGGCUCCAAAUAUCAAAGUGGAGCUUUAUGUCAAUGCUGAACAAAUAGAUGCUAGUGAAGACAAGAAACUUAUUUCCUCAAUAAACUUGAGAGACAAAAUGAUUUUGACAGGCAAAUUAGUUCAAGUAGGAGGCAAUAUGCCCUCUAGUCCAGACAGCAGUAGUGAUAGUUCAGUAGGAUCUCCACAUAAUCAAUAUGAUGGUCCCAACCUUGAGGCUGAAAGUGCUCUACCUGGUGUGUUGAUGUCGCAGAAACAUGAAUAUUGCAAGUUCUUAUUCCAGUUGUCCGAUCUUGGUUGCCAGUUACAGGAGCCCAAGCUGCGAGACACAGCUAGAACUGUCUUGAAGAUAAUGCCAGCUGAUGUCCACACAGUCAAGAUGUUUACCACAUUCUGUUUGGAUGGGGCGAAUUCUGACCAGCCUGUCUCUGGUGAUCUGGAAACCAUGUUUUUUAAUAAUUCCCCAACACAGACGCUGUAUAACAUUGAGGUCUGCUAUGCACUUCUCAUGCCAAGUUUGGAUCCAAUGUGUGAAGAAGCUUUUGAUUUUCAGUAUAACUUUGUGCUAAGUGGUGGUAUCCAUUUAGCUCUCAACAUGCUGACCAAGAGCAACUUCUUGAACAAGGCAGACCUUCCAACAAAAAGAGCCACUUAUCAGACUGUGUUAAAAAUCAGCAAGAUGAUGUUGACUGUGCUGGGGCAUGCUAGGGUUCAGAUUGUUGCAGAUGCUGUCAGCUCUGAAGAGAAGGCUGCUACCUUGACACAGAAGCAGCAUGAUGAAGCUGUGGCCCUUCAGCAAGCACUGUUGCAAAUUCACAACAUUGAAUCUGAACAUUGCAUGAGAAAUGUGGUAUCGAGGCUAGGAGCUCAGCUUGCUGAACAGGCCAUUGGUAUAAGUCCAGAUUUAAACACAGUCAAGGCCAUUAUGAAAAUAGCUUGGUCAGCAAGUGCCUGUAGCUUCCAUCUUUUGCAAUCCUCUUAUGAAGAUAUUCAUUCAGCAUUUGAAAAGUCGAGAGAGGCUGGUCCAUCAGACAAUGAAGAUAUUCUGGUUGCAAGAGAGGGCUUGGAAAAUCUAACAGUGUGUAUAGCUCUGAGUCCACCAACACUAGACCAGCUUGAUAAAGAAAAUGCAUGGAAAGAUUUUAUCAUUGACCUUCUUCUGUUGUGUAAAACAAGCAGAAGCAUCAGAAUCUGUGCAGCUGAACAGUUUUUUCAAAUGUUUUCCCGGUGUAGUUUAAAUCCUCGCAAUCUCAAGUGGCUUGUGACUCUUCUUUUUACUAAAUUAGAGACAACAGUCAAAGAUAAUGCCAGACAGUCUCAUGAAUAUUUUAAUCUGUUAUGCAAGUUAUUGGGUCAUGCAUCAAAGGAAGGUGCCAUGACAGUAGAACCACAAUUAAAUAAUGAAAUUACUUGGUUGAUGGAUGUAAGGAGUCAGUGUAUAAAAUGUGGAGAAACUCAGGUGGAUGAUGCUCUACUAGAAGGACGUAUGUGCAUCACAAAGGAGCUGCUAUCAUUCCAGUCAUCAGAGAAAAAGUUCCAAAUAGGUUGCAAGAGUGGAGGAGCUGAACUCAUUAAGAAAUUAGUGGAAGAUUUUAUAUUUCCGGCAUCUAAGCUUGUAACUCAGUGUCGCAAAAAUGAUGCAGAGUUCCCAGCUGAACAUGCAGUUCCUGUGUGUUCCAGUACUCAUACUGUAGUGGCUGCAUAUGACCUCCUUGUUGCCUUGUGUAUGGAUUGUGUUCAGAAUCUACAAUAUCUAGCCAGUUUGAUUAUAGAGAUGUAUUACACUGAUAACCAGCCUGUGAUGGAUUGGGAAUAUGUGCCAUUAGUUGGGCCCAGACCCCCUCGUGGGUUUGUUGGUUUAAAAAAUGCUGGUGCUACCUGCUACAUGAACUCAGUCUUACAACAACUGUUUAUGAUUGAGCCCAUUAGAAAUGGUAUUUUGGCUGUGGAAGGGGCUGCAGAUAAUGUAGAAGAAGAGAUGCUACAAAUUGAAAAAGAAAAUAAUAUGUCUGUGGGCAACAGUGAAAAGGAAAAUUCCAUGGCUGGGCAGGUGAAAGAAGAGGAGAGUGACAGCCAGGGGCAGACUAAAGAUGAGAGGAAGUCCUACAACCUUGGAGUGCUGCGCCAGAUCCAAGUGAUAUUUGGUCACUUAGCUGCAAGCAAACUUCAGUAUUUUGUACCAAAAGGUUUCUGGAAACAUUUUAAAUUGUGGGGUGAACCUGUCAAUCUAAGAGAGCAGCAUGAUGCUCUGGAGUUUUUCAACAGUCUGGUAGACAGUUUAGAUGAAGCCUUGAAAGCUCUCAACCAGCCCAGUAUUCUUUCUCAAGUCAUGGGAGGCUCCUUUGCUGAUCAGAAAAUCUGUAAAGAUUGUCCUCACAGGUAUCAGCGUGAGGAAGCCUUCACCACAUUAAAUGUAGACAUCAGAAACCAUGCCAAUCUGUUUGAGUCUCUGGAACAAUAUGUGAAGGGAGAUUUGUUAGAGGGAGAGAAUGCAUACCAUUGUGAAAAGUGUAACAAAAAGGUGGAUACAGUUAAAAGACUUCUAAUACGAAAGUUACCAAAAAUUCUCGCCAUUCAGUUAAAACGUUUUGAUUAUGACUGGGAACGGGAGUGUGCAAUCAAAUUUAAUGAUUAUUUUGAGUUUCCUCGGGAACUCAACAUGGAACCUUACACAGUUCAGGGAUUAGCUAAAAUUGAAGGUGAAAUUAUAGAUGAAUUUGAUUCAGCUCAGAGUACAAAGUAUCGACUGGUUGGUGUUUUAGUCCAUAGUGGACAGGCCAGUGGUGGUCAUUAUUACUCCUACAUUCUUCACAGAGCCCCGGGUGAACCAAUAGCAAAAUGGUACAAAUUUGAUGAUGGAGAUGUGACAGAGUGUAAGAUGGAGGAUGAAGAGGAAAUGAAAAAUCAAUGUUUUGGUGGAGAGUAUCUGGGGGAAGUCUAUGAUCAUAUGCUGAAACGCUCUGCAUUCCGACGCCAGAAAAGAUGGUGGAACGCAUACAUUCUGUUUUAUGAAAGGUUAGACGAAGCCAAUGUGGUGGAGGACGUCAGUAGAGAUAUGAACAGUCUUUCACUAGCAACCAGUUCCCUGCCCCCUAUCAAAAUGCCUGCAGCCAUUGAAAAAGUUGUAAGGCGAGGAAACAUCCGGUUUAUGCAUGAAAAAAGUCAGUUUUCUAGUGAAUAUUUUAAUUUCAUGAAGAAGUUAGUGAUGUGCAACCAGUACCUAAUAAACCAGUCCCUUCUGGAAAACAAAAUGACAUCAGAAAUAGAACAAAUCUCAAUGAUUAGUAUUGAAUUAGCUUCAAAAUUCUUAUUUAAUGUGGGAUUUAAAACCAAGAAAUCCUUAAGAGGCCCAGCUGGUGAUUGGUCUGAUGCCAUUCAUAUUCAUUUGCGUACAACCAAAAAUGUCAGGUCUUGGUUUGCGCUGAAUGUGUUGUUUAAAAAUCCAAAUAUUUUGACAGAAUAUUUGCUGGAGUGUCCAUCCUCAGAGGUGCGUAGCACAUUUGUAAAGAUUUUUGUGAUAUUGGCCAACAAUACUCUGUUGGAUGGACCAUGCCCCAAUGUGAUUGCUUCCCUUUCAGUAGCUAAUGCUCAGCUUGAUCCUAACGCAACGUUAAGUGAUCACUUGAUUGUAGCAGCUCUGUCCUUGUUGAAGAAAGACAUCUCAGAGCAUGGUCGCCACCUACAACAGUACUUUCAUUUGUUCCUGCUCUAUCUCAACAUGAGCCCAAAUACUGAUAUCAAUUUGAAAAUUAAACUGCAGUUGUUGAAGUUACGUGUGCCCCAUCAGUUCAUGCUGGUGGCCCUAGAUGAAGGUCCUGGCCCACCCAUAAAAUAUCAGUAUGCUGAGCUGAGCAAAUUGUAUUCUGUUGUGUCUCAACUGGUCCGUUGCUGUGACGUGUCCCAGCGAUGUCAAUCAUCUAUUGCUAACCAGCCACCGCUCCCAAAUCCUCAUGGUGACCCACUGUGUCCGAAGCCUUUAAUGCCCAUCCAGCAUCCAGUAGCUGAGAUUCUUUAUGGUCGCAGUGUUUAUGUUAAGAAGAUCAUUGAGGAGGCGAAUUCUGUAGAUGAAACAGCCAAGUUGUUGAAGUAUUGUUCUUGGGAAAAUCCACAUUUCUCUUCAUUAGUAUUGAGUGAAUUGCUCUGGCAGGUGGCCUAUUCCUAUACAUAUGAACUACGGCCCUACAUGGACCUGUUGCUGCAGAUGUUAUUACUGGAGGACUCCUGGCAGACACACAGGAUUCACAAUGCACUAAAAGGCAUCCCAGAUGAUCGUGAUGGUCUUUUUGAUACCAUUCAAAGAUCCAAGAACCACUAUCAGAAGAGGGCCUACCAGUGUAUCAAGCUGAUGGUGUCACUUUUCACACACUGUGCCCCAGCUGCUGCGAUGCUUCAAACAAAUGGUGAUAUUAAAAGAAAAUGGACUUGGGCCAUAGAUUGGCUGAAUGAUGAAAUGGAAAGGAGGCCAUAUCCAGGAAACACACAAUACCAGACAUACAAUAACUGGUCACCGCCAGCUCAAUCCAAUGAAACCAGCAAUGGGUAUUUCUUAGAAAGGUCACAGAGUGCAAGGCUAACAUUGGCCAAAGCCUUUGAGUUGUGUCCAGAUGAUGAACAAGAAGAAACUGAGAUAGCAGAUGAUCAAGAAAUUCACCCACCAGAAGAUGGUGUGGCUCCAGGCUAUCCUGGAGUUGGUGUGCAGUCGGCACACAUGGAUUACCCUGUUUCACAGGUGGCUCCAACUGGAUCGUCGUCUGCUCCUGCUCAGAUCACACAGAUUCCUGUGCAAGCUUCAUCCAUCCCACAGCAGCAGCACAGAGGGGUGACACCACCACAACAGAUUAUGAACAUGGCUAAUGAUAUAGCCUUGAACCCUACUCCUAUGUCUGGCGGGAACGGCGUUGGUAACAUUUACGGGCAGUCUACACCACCAGCCCAAGUUAACAUCAACAUCAAACAGCCAGUGUCCUCUCAGCGCUUGCCCAACCAGACCCCUCUAUCCUCCCCUACCCCUUCCCCCUCUCAUGUCCCAGCUCAGUGCAGUGAUAAUCAAGAAACCGGCGAGGUAGAAGGCUGAACUGUGACAUUUAUUUAUAAUUUACAGUAAAAACUUUUAUUCUUUUUACAAAACUUUUUUUUUUUAAUUAAUCAACCAUUGCCAUGGACACAACAAAAAACUUUUUUGUGGAUUGGGUGGCAACCAGUUGCUGGUGGAGAUGUUUGUUUGUUCUGUUGCUUUGGAUCCUGACUUGUGGUGUGUCACUGUUGUUGCAGUCGUGAUAUAUUUGUAUACAGAUUUGUACAAAUGGUUUUGACUGAUGCUGUCCAUAGUAAUGAUAAAUGCAUAUUUUUUUUUUUUGCGAGUUAUUAAUUUCAACGUUACUGAAUGUGUUAACGCAAACUGUGCUUGAAAUUUGUGAAAGCUGACUUUGACAAAGUGUAAUGAAUAUUUGUGUUUAGGCUCUUACACUGUUUUUUUUUUUUCACAUUAUUAUUUGCUUCAAUUGAAUCUAAAUGAGACUUGAAGUUCUCAUUUAUGUUUGGUAAUUAGUCAACAUGAAGAAAUGUUCAAUAAUAAAGUCAAUAAAAGGUGAAGACUGUAAGUCUUGACUUGUGUAUUAGUCACCACUUUGUGAUGUCAAAUUUCAUAACUGUCAUCUAGUUGGAUCAUGUUUUUUUUCUUGACAUUAUGUUUUUAUCAAUAAAUUGAAAGAAUCAAAAACUUUUAUUUUUCUCUUUAUCUUCAUCCCAUACAGAGUUAAUUGUGAAAGUCUGCGUUAACCAAAGUAAUGUGUGGAGUAUAUUCUAAGAUCUGUUGGGUUAGCAUUUGUCCUACAAAUAUUGCCUAAUUCACUCAAUGUCAAUCACCUUUUUUCUUUUGAAGAAGUGGGGCUUAAAUAUUCUGCAUCACACUAGUAGGUCUAAAUAAAUAUUUUCUUUCAAGUUUUGGCAGCUUGAACUUCAUCAUUAUUGUUAUUAGACUUAACGCUGCUUUGCCGUAAGUAAGAGUGGCACUCUUUAAAGUCUUGAGUUGGCUGUCUCCCUCCCUCCCACCUUUUAUUUUAAUCUUGUCUUUACAAAUAAGUGUUAGCAAUGUGUUUCAGAGGAGCCUAAAACUCAUCAGGAGAGUAGAGCUGACUGGCAGACUAAGUUGAGAUGUGCUACCAUUUUAAUUUGUUCUAUUCAAACAUUUGGGAAAAGCUGUCAUGUCUCAAUUUUUCACCUGUUUUUUUUUUUUUGUUUGUUAACGGGAUAUGGAGACUUAGUAAUUAAAGCACAUGACUUUGUGUACUGAAGAUCUUAAGUUCAAAUCCUGGUCUGGGGUUUUUCAAUUUAAGUUUUUUGACUUACUUGACUCCUCUGAAGUGGGGACUAGGUAGACGUCGAAGAAAAUAAAAUGUGAUAACUCUUUGCGUUGGCUACACAAGUUUCCUGUUCAUUUACUUUAUAAGCCUCUAUGUCAUGGACCACUAUGUCUUGAAAGAAUUUAUUUUUUAAUUGUAAGAUCAGAGAUGAAGCUUUGGCAUUUGUUUCUUGUUUGCUGAGUUUCAGUAUUGUAGGGGCAGAUUGUUGACUAGAUUGGUCACUUAGAUUGAUUGUUCAGUAGAACUUAGAAGGAGAAAGACAACCAUUAUUUGUGUUAUUGACAUUAAAAGUUUUUUGAGUAUCCUACAUCUAUGUGAUAUACCAUGUAGCCAAGUUACAAAAAAACAGUUGUGGCCUUUGGUCAAUAUUUCUUGUUGUUAAAUUGUUGUAAGAAAAGAAAUUAGAUGACGGAAUCAUGAUCCAUUGGAUGAGAGUUGUUUUACACAAGAAGUGGGAUGAUUGCACUGGUACUUUUCUUUAAAAAAAGAAAAAAAAAAAGCAUAGCGUAAUAACCUGAAUACUAAUUUCACUGAUAAGUAUUAGGUAUGUGUUUUUGACCUCCCCCUCCCCCCAAUUGUGAUUCAUUCCAGAAUGGACUAAAGUCACAGACAAUGUGUUGCACAAGUAACUAAUUUUGUCAGUAGUUCUUUUUUUUAAAUAAAGAGACGAGAAUGAUUCAUCUAUGUUAUAGGCACUGCGCCUAUUUAUGGUCUAAAUGAAGUAAGGAGUGAGAUUUUAUUUAUUGCCUCCAUUUUUGUGUUGAACAUAAUGCGAGUAGUUACCAGAGCACAACUAGCACUGACUAGAACAGUGAUUGCAACAAAUUGAAUGCUAAGGUUGACCAUGUCAUGUGAUUAGUCGCUGUGUCUUUGAUUUCUCUUGAGUUGUCAGGCUGUUAUUCUGGCCCUGGCAUUAUUUAUUUGUAUUUCACCAUGUCACACUGUUUCUUUUGAUACAAAGCCAAUUAAUUGAAAACAAUUUUCUCAUAUUCAUAAUAAAACAUAUGUACAGAGGACUAUGUUAUUUAUGUGUAUAUAUAUAUAUUCAUUGACAUAGAUACAAAGUUUUGAUUUGUUUGUGUGUUCUGCUUUGUGUCUUUAGAUGUCUUGCUUUGUCUCUAAGUGUUAACACAGUUGUUUUUGUUUUGUUUCAUGUGCUGUUUAGGUUCUCAUUUUAACAAAUUUAUUGCCUGUGUGAAGUUUUGAUGCUAAUGUUUUUUUUUUUUUUUGAAGCAUGAGGUUCAUGUGUGGGUUGCUUCUGUGUUAGUUGGGGGAGAGUUCUCCUGACUCGAAUACUUGAUAGCCCACUGUUCUGUUGCCUGAAUAGCAUUUGAUGGCUGAUAAAUACAAACAAAAAAUAUUAAAAGUUGGACCAAAAAUAGAAA
Molecule: messenger RNA, 10867 nt
Organism: Biomphalaria glabrata
Lineage: Eukaryota; Metazoa; Mollusca; Gastropoda; Planorbidae
Product: probable ubiquitin carboxyl-terminal hydrolase FAF-X
Exons: 59
Coding region: 221-8194 (2657 amino acids)
Biological process (GO): cell migration; protein deubiquitination
Cellular component (GO): cytosol; nucleus
Molecular function (GO): cysteine-type endopeptidase activity; cysteine-type deubiquitinase activity
Source: RefSeq, a predicted model, not a curated record